AUGCGAGGACCGCUUACGCAACUGCUCCUCCUCGGCAGCGCGCUCUUCGCCACCACCGCCCUCGCGCAACACCCCACGGGCAGCAGCCUGCGCGACCAAGUGCACCAGGACGACGAGUUCAAGUGCCUGCUCUGGAAGCCGGAGCGCGCGGGCGACGCCGAAGACGCGAAACAGCAGUGCCGCAAUGCGUGCGGCACGAAGAUCGCGUCUGAGAUCAGCAAGGGCGGGGCGAGCCGCGCGGUUAGCUGCAUUGGCUUUAAUGUUAAGUUUGAGAAGCAGCCGGGCUUCGACAGAUUGGCUGGAACGGGCAACUGCACGUGCCAGAACUCGUUCAUUGAAUGGGCGGGCGAGAACGUCAUCAAGGCCCUGCCGGCCGUUGCGGAGAUCGGCUGCGAGCUGCUCACCACCUCGGCCACCGCGAUCCUCGACAUCGGCUCGCUAUUCAUCCCCGGCGCGGGCGAAGCCGUCGACGGCGGCAAGAUCGCCAUCACCGAAGUCGCCAAAUCCCUCAAAUACGCCUACGGCAACACAGACAAAGCCUUCAACGCAUUCAACGACUGGAUGAACCCGUGCGGCGACACGUCUGCCGUGCCGGCCGAUAUGCAAAAGGUGUUUGACAUUGUCAAUAACUGGCCCGACAAGAUUCUGCCCGAGGGGUUCAAGCCGAACGGGAAGUGGAAGAAGGGCGGUGGGAAGCGGGACGUGUUGGAGGCGGCAGAGCCGGGCCCGGAGACGGAGGAGGUGGAGGAGGGGGUGGGCAAGCAGGAGGUGACUGGGGAGCAGGAGGAGGCAGAGAAGGCAAAGCGCAACGACUUCACGGACGCGAUGGGCCUCGUCAACGAGAAAGAGGACGAUGUCUUGCACGACUGGUUCAAGCGCGACGUCAAGGACUCGUUUGCGGCGAUUGGCAAGGCUGAAGAUAAGGUCUGGGACAAGAUCUUCCAUAGGCGCGACGAGGCCGAUCCCUCGGAAGUUAUUAACAAGGCGGAUGAGGUUGCUUGGGACAAGCUCUUCGGUAAGCGGGAUGGCAGGCCGAUCUGGGACGACUUUGGCGACGGCAUGGAGACGAAUGUCGAGCAUCUGAAGGAGGAUUUCAAGGGGAAGUGGUUUAAGGCUUGAGUCAUGUUUUGGAAUAGUCCUGGAUAGUUGUUUUGCUCUUUAUAUAAAGCGCGUUGCGCAUUGUUUUUCUCUAUUACGGAGUGUAAUCUCUACCCUUUCCUCCUAAACAAUCAACAAACAACACCCUCACCCCC
Messenger RNA from Aplosporella prunicola CBS 121167, 1253 nucleotides. RefSeq lists its product as uncharacterized. The transcript is spliced from 4 exons. Bases 1 to 1119 code for a protein of 372 amino acids. NCBI's taxonomy places the organism in Eukaryota, Fungi, Ascomycota, Dothideomycetes, Botryosphaeriales, Aplosporellaceae. The record is from RefSeq and is a predicted model, not a curated record.